Clonostachys solani is the source of this 2055-nucleotide messenger RNA. NCBI's taxonomy places the organism in Eukaryota, Fungi, Ascomycota, Sordariomycetes, Hypocreales, Bionectriaceae. The record is from the annotation of a GenBank genome assembly.
AUGGCGCAACCUCGUCCAUUCGCAUCAAAGGAGUCGUCAGUCUGUGAACAAUGUGUAUCCAUCUUCCAAGAAAAAUGCUUAAUCUACACCGCUGACGACCAAAAUGCGUGGCCUCUGCCAGUUCACCAUCAGAGCCUCGAGUCCUUCGAGGCCGCGGUACAAUCUGGUUGUGUCCUCUGCCACCGUAUGUGGAAUGAAAUUCACAGACAAGGCCGUGGAGAAUUGAUUACACUAGAGCGAGCUACAGUAUUUUCUCGCUACGCACUAAGAAAAUUCCAAGAUGAUGACCGCGCGGACUAUUGGCUCACGCUUGUCGUUCUUCAUCCGAGCUUGAGACCGGAAGCGGAUGGUUUUAGUGUUGAGCAUGGGUAUGACGGACCUACACAAUCUUUGGAGCACGAGCCGAGUACAAUGUCUGAAACUACUUGGGGUCAAGCUCUUAAAUGGAACCGGGAAUGCCGCUCUCAUCACACCGUUUGCAAAUCAUAUCGGGACCCUUCUUAUCUCCCGACUCGAGUGCUUGACAUUUCUGGGAACCAGAACGAUGAUAUCAAGCUGGCAGUCACUCAGAAUUGCAUGAAAGCCCUAGGCGACAAUAAGAGCGAGCACGAGUUCGCGACCCUCAGUCAUUGCUGGGGCCGUAAUCCCAUCAUCACCCUCCGCCAAGACAACAUCAGUCAGUUUCAACAUUCCAUCACGAUGACUGCACUCCCCCUAGUCUUCCAGCAAGCCAUCUACGUUGCGCGGAAGCUCGGAUUCGCGUACCUCUGGAUUGAUUCUCUCUGCAUCAUCCAAGACUCAGAAGAAGACUGGCGGCAUGAAUCUGCUCUCAUGGGAAAGGUUUACAGCAACAGCUCCCUCAACAUCAUGGCCACAGAUAGUAAAGACGGCACUCAGGGCUUAUUCAGGGAUAGAAAUCCUCUCGACCUACAACACUGCGUCGUGCGAGCCGGGUGGACAGGCAUCGCACCUGAAUCCUUCUACAUUUACGACUGGAUGACGUGGGAUAAUCCAAUAGUCAGGGCACCGUUAAACGGCCGCGGGUGGGUUUUACAAGAACGAAUCCUGUCGCCGCGAGUACUGCAUUUUUCGCACAACCAGCUGGCCUGGGAAUGCCACGAGAAGGACGCAUGCGAGAUGUACCCCGAUGGCAUACCGACGAUAUUUGUAAACUUUGAUACCCAAGUGAAAAUCAUGGACCCAGAGGCGUACUUGAAAUGGGUCAACAGCUGGCGGCAACUCCAUUUCAAACCGACCAUAGAUGUUGGAUACGCCAUAUGGAAACGUUUAGUACAUUUAUACAGCCAAACGCGUGUAACAAAAGCAUCCGACAAGCUCAUAGCUAUCAGCGGUCUCGCCAACCGAAUGCGUGCCGUUAUGCAAAAUGAUGAGAAGUACCUCGCUGGGCUGUGGUCCCAUCACCUGACCAGCCAGCUUCUCUGGCGGGUUGCACCCAAUGCGCUCGGUUCACGCAUCCCGCGAUGGAGGAGACCAUACCGCGCGCCCUCGUGGUCGUGGGCGUCAUUGGAAACCGAGGUAUACAUGUCGAUGGAGGAGUCCAGUGCGCCCCGGUCAGCUUAUAUUGAUAUCGAAGAGGCGAGCGUGACACCUCUCUCGUUAUUGAGCGAUACAGGAGAAGUGGUAGAUGGCCAUAUUCGGCUCCGUGGAUCUUUGAUGCGGGCCAAGCUUGUCAGCUCAAGCGAGGAGGGAUCGCGUAAAAUGGACCUGUGGGUGAAUGAAAUGAAGACCGACUCGGCUAUCUCUCUCGAUGAAGUUUCACUUGAGGACACUUACUCAGUGGUGUACUUACCUGUGGCAGGGGAGUAUAAUCCGGAUAGUGACAGCCAGGCUGUCAUAGGGAUUCGUGCUUUACUGUUAGUCCCCGUCGAAGGCAAGCCUCAAGGGUGGUACUCGAGGUUUGGGUUUGUCGAUACGUGGCACGACAGUGAAGAUCCUGAGCCGAUGAACCACUUGAUUCGUGUAAUGGAGGAUCGUACCUUUAGUAACGAGAGCCUCUAUCUCGAGAGAGUGCCGAGGACUAUUAUGUUUGUAUAG